AUGGAGUGGCGACAAACCGCCGAAUUCAAUGUGGAACGUUUCUGCCGCUGUGGGAAGAAGGUGGUGACGAGAACAUCAUGGAGCGACAUCAAUCCUGGAAGAAGAUAUAUUUCAUGUGAAAAAUUUAAGGAAGGAGGUUGCCCUUAUUUUGUGUGGAUUGAGAAACCACUUUGUCCUAGGGCUUGCCAAAUCAUUCCCGGGCUGUUGAGACGAGCAAAUAAGUUUGAAGCUGAGGCUGAGAUGCUCCAAGCAGAUAUUCAUGAUCUUGAAGUGGAACAAAAACAAAUGUUGGUAAAGGUUGAGAAACUUGAAGCAACUAUAAAGAGCAAGAGAUUUAGGGAGCGAUUGUGUUGCAAUGUAGUAGUGAUGGGAUCCUUUGCAGUUGUGAACAAUAUUUAUUGUAAUGUGAAUUUGGGAUUUGAUUUCAAUUGA
Molecule: messenger RNA, 432 nt
Organism: Striga asiatica
Lineage: Eukaryota; Viridiplantae; Streptophyta; Magnoliopsida; Lamiales; Orobanchaceae
Source: the annotation of a GenBank genome assembly